This is a messenger RNA of Salvelinus sp. IW2-2015, 1973 nucleotides long. The record is from RefSeq and is a predicted model, not a curated record. NCBI's taxonomy places the organism in Eukaryota, Metazoa, Chordata, Actinopteri, Salmoniformes, Salmonidae.
AUGCUGAGUCUUUCUUUUGGACCAGGAGGUGUGUUUGAACUGCUGUCCUUGGUGAUCUCUGGGAUGAAAUCUAUAAUGGACAGAAAUGAGGACUUUACGUUUCUUAAAAGCAUGAUCAUGGAAAGGAGAUUCCAUCUACUGGUCAAGAUCCACGCGAGGUUGAGGCGGUUUGGAUCAAGGAAUCCUGUCCCGGUCCGGGAUAAUGCAAAGAGUCUGGCCUGUAAUUUGGCUGAGGAGCUGUGGACUCAAGUGGCUAGUGCGGAAUGUUCAGAGUUGAUCAGCCUGCUGUCCAACCCGCACAUCAAGGGCCUUCUCUCUGUUCACGACAUAGUAGCACAGAAAGGUUAUGACCCCGAGUUGCCACCCCUACCUGAUAACAUCGAAGAAGAGGAUGAGGACUCUGUGAAGAUUAUAAGCCUGUUCAAAUGCCAGGAGCCACUGGGGGCCACCAUAAAGAGAGAUGAAUCCACUGGAGCUAUAGUUGUAGCAAGGAUCAUGAGAGGGGGUGCUGCAGACAGAAGUGGUCUGAUUCAUGAGGGCGAUGAGCUAAGGGAAGUCAAUGGAGUCCAAAUGGAGGAUAAGACACCGGAGGAAAUCAUUCCUAUUAUGGCUCAAUCGCAGGGAGAGGUGACGUUUAAAGUGAUACCGGUACCUGGCAUCAAGGAAGAGCUGUCAGCCAAUGAGACUAUGUUAUUUGUGCGGUCGCUCUUUGACUACAAUCCUGAUGAGGACCCUGCCAUCCCCUGCAGACAGGCAGGGCUGGGCUUCAAGAGGGGGGACAUCCUUCAGAUCGUUAACCAGGAGGACGACACCUGGUGGCAAGCCUGUCGUCAUGGUGACAGCAACUCCCGAGCAGGACUCAUCCCCUCCAGGCAACUUCAGGAGAGGAGAGUCGCUCUCCAGCGGCCCAAAGCCUUAUUUAAACCUCAGAGAGUCCCCCAAAAAAUGACAGGUGAUGAUCUCUCCAAUAAACCCCGACCUGCAAGGAAUAAACAGUCCUUUAACACUCUCCCAGGACAAAGGCUGAAGGUCUUGUUCUGCUCUCUCUCUACAGUGGUGGAGGAUGCAGACUAUGGAGCUAUUACUGGAAUCCACAUCGCUGGUCUGAGAAGGAGUUUCCGGCUGGGCAGGAGGGGCGGUAGGAGUGGGAGUGUUGAGUCUAAAAGGAAGAGCCAGGAGAUGGGAGGAGCCACACAGACACCCACCUACCUGGAGGUGGCCCCGUACUGCAGGGACCCCAAAGAGGGACGUCGGCUGGUCCUGCUGGUUGGUCCCAGUGGAGUUGGGCUGAGUGAGAUGAAGAGGAGACUCCUGCUCUCUGACCCUGACCACUAUGGUGUCACUGUUCCACACACCACCAGAGAGAAGAGGAAGCAGGAGAAAGAUGGGGUAGAGUACCACUUUGUCUCAAGGCAGACGUUUGAAAUGGACAUCGUCAACCACAAGUUUUUAGAGUAUGGGGAUCACAGAGGGAACUACUACGGGACCAGUCUGGAGUCGGUGCACAAGGUCAUAGGGGAGGACAAGGUGUGCCUACUGGAUGUGCAGCCUCAUACUAUACAGCGCUUACACACAACCGAGUUCAAACCAUGUGUUGUUUUUGUGAAGCCACCAUCGAUUCAGGAGCUACGUUUUAGCCGAAGGAAAGCUACAUUCAUUUCCACCCAAGAUAUGACGAAACUGACAAAGACAUUUUCGGAAGAGGACUUUGAAGAUAUGAUUAGCUCAGCAGAAGCCAUGGAUAGCCAGUACGGCCACCUGUUUGAGAUGGUCGUUGUCAAUGGAGAUUUCGCCAUGGCAUUCAACAAACUGAGGGCGGAGCUGGAAAAGCUUGAGACGGAGGCGCCUCAGUGGAUUCCUGUGGAGUGGACCAGUCACACCGAACAGAACACAGAGAGCUUGUGCUGAACACACUAAGAGCCUGGUCAUACAUGUCUCAUUCCCCUGCUGAGGGGAGGAUGGCUCAUAAUAAU